This is a messenger RNA of Heteronotia binoei (common prickly gecko), 1581 nucleotides long. It is a transcript of the gene XXYLT1, whose product is annotated as xyloside xylosyltransferase 1. Lineage: Eukaryota; Metazoa; Chordata; Lepidosauria; Squamata; Gekkonidae. The coding region runs from base 83 to 703 and encodes 206 amino acids. The record is from RefSeq and is a predicted model, not a curated record. The transcript is spliced from 3 exons. Gene Ontology annotation, molecular function: UDP-xylosyltransferase activity.
CCUCCUCUCCCCCCCCCCCGCCCAGGUGGUCUUCCAUGAUGUGAGCGCCCUGACGGAGAAGCUGCUGCCCACCGUGGAGGCCAUGCAGAAGCUCUUCAGCGCGGGCACCGGCACCUACUACAGCGACUCCAUCUUCUUCCUCUCGGUCGCCCUGCACCGCGUCCUGCCCAGAGAGAUCUCACGGAUCAUUCAGGUGGACCUGGACGUGGAGUACCGGGCCAACAUCUGGGAACUGUUUGAAGAAUUUGACAACUUCCCGGAAGGAGCCGUGAUCGGCAUCGCUCACGAGAUGCAGCCUGUCUACAGGCAUAUCUUUUGGCAGUACCGGCAGGAGCACCCUGGGACCAAAGUAGGGGAGCCCCCUCCAGACGGGCUGCCCGGUUUCAACAGUGGCGUCCUGCUCCUCAACUUGGAGGCCAUGCGCCAGUCCGCCCUCUACAACCGCCUGCUGGAGCCGGAGGCCGUGCGGCACUUGGCCGAGAAGUACCGUUUCAAGGGUCACCUCGGGGACCAGGACUUCUUCACGCUGGCCGGCAUGGAGCAUCCGGGAUUGUUCCAUGUGCUCGACUGCACCUGGAACCGGCAGCUGUGCACUUGGUGGCGGGACCACGGCUACAGCGAGGUCUUCGACAGCUACUUCCAGUGCGACGGCCCCGUCAAGCUCUACCAUGGCAACUGCAACACGCCGAUCCCUGCGGAGUAGGCUCACCAAGGGCCUUUUGCCCCUGUUGCUGGGGGGGGGGGCUAGAUCCAAGGGGUGAGGUGGCCGCAGUAGCAAGGGUGGGUGGGGUAGCGUAGGGUAGAGUCAGCGGCAGCUUUUCUCAACACAUUCCAGUGGCCCUCCCUUGACUCGCUAGGCAGGCAGGCUGCUGAGGCCUGGGUGGGCACCGCUUGGUUCCCCCCUGCUGGUGUGGAGCUGGAACACUUUGCUGCAUCAGAAGACAGGCUGUGAAGGUGUGGGGCUAAGGGGGCGAGGGUGCUUUGCCUCUGGAGCAGCCCCCGUGCUCACCCCACCUGCCCUUUGGGAGGGGCAUCUCUCCAUACACGUCGCUGCCCCCCCUACAUGCCAGUCAGGGCAACGUCACCCCAGUUCCAGCCAUGUAGAAAUGGUUGCUGGUGCACCAAGAGCUGCUCCAUGGAAACCUUUGGUGAUUCGGUCACAAAGAGGCCCCCUUGCGUGGGCUGAACGGUGGCUUAGCGCAGGGGUGGCCAAACUGUGGCUCGGGAGACGCAUGUGGCUCUUUCACACAUAUUGUGUGGCUCCAAGCUGAUGGCUUGGGAAAUGCAUUUAGUGUUGCUUUCUUUCCACCUCUCUCUCCCCAUCUGCUUUCCUUCCUUCCUUCCUCCCUCCCUCUUUCCUUCCCACUCCAACAUCUGACGUUCUUGUCUUGCAUCUCUGAAACAUCCGAUGUUUAUUCUUUGUGGCUCUUACAUUAGGCACAUUUGGCCACCCCUGGCUUAGUGGGUUCCUUGCACCACAGAUUUGGGGGCAGCUGCCUUCCAGUGGAGGAGGAGGAGAGCCAGCUCUGUACUCCGCAUGAAAGCCCCUCAAGGGUGGAAUAAAACCUGUUCUAAGCCAAA